GAGAGAGAGCAAGAGAGGCGGAGAGGAAGCGGAGAAAUGAGGUGAAAGUAAUUCCGCAUUAAUCAAGCCGGGGCAAAAGGGAGCGAAUCCUGUGUUUUCUCCCCCCUCAUUCGCUGAAAGGCAAGGUGUGGAUGACGGAACCUACCGGAGCCGGCAGAUUAGCACCACCGGAUCACAGCAUCGCACCAUGUCCGAAUCCAACGCCAUCGCCGCUUGCACCGCCGACCAGAACGGAGCGGUUCCAGGCGAGUCGGUGAAGAAGGACGAGAACUCCCGGAGAGGGAACUGGGGUAACCAGAUCGAGUUUGUCCUCACCAGUGUGGGCUACGCUGUGGGCCUGGGGAACGUCUGGAGGUUCCCUUACCUCUGCUACAGAAAUGGAGGAGGUGCCUUUAUGCUCCCGUAUUUCAUCAUGCUGGUCUUCUGCGGCAUUCCACUCUUCUUCCUGGAGCUGUCCUUUGGACAGUUCGCCAGCCAGGGCUGCCUGGGGGUCUGGAAGAUCAGUCCCAUGUUCAAAGGUGUGGGCUACGGCAUGAUGGUGGUGUCCACCUACAUCGGGAUCUACUACAACGUGGUCAUCUGCAUCGCCUUCUACUACUUCUUCACCUCCAUGACCAGCCUGCUGCCCUGGACGUACUGCAACAACCCCUGGAACACGCCCGACUGCAGCGGCGUGGUCAACCAGUUGAACGGCACGCUGGCCAACGUCACCCGCAGCGCUGCCGCCGAGGUCAGCGAGGUGGUCAACCGCACCAAGCGCACCAGCCCCAGCGAGGAAUACUGGAAACAUUACGUGUUGGACAUCUCUGACGACAUUGGCAACUUUGGGGAAGUGCGGCUCCCCAUCCUGGGCUGCCUGGCCGUGUCCUGGGUGGUGGUCUUCCUCUGCCUCAUCCGGGGCGUCAAGUCCUCUGGAAAGGUGGUCUACUUCACCGCCACCUUCCCCUACGUGGUUUUGACCAUCCUGUUCAUCCGCGGCAUCACCCUGGACGGCGCCAUCAACGGCAUCAAGUACUACCUGACUCCGCAGUGGCAGAAGGUCCUAGACGCCAAGGUGUGGGGCGAUGCGGCCUCACAGAUAUUCUACUCCCUGGGAUGUGCUUGGGGGGGCCUCAUCACCAUGGCGUCCUACAACAAGUUCCACAACAACUGUUUCAGAGACAGCAUCAUCAUCAGCAUCACCAACUGUGCCACCAGCGUCUACGCCGGCUUCGUCAUCUUCUCCAUCCUGGGCUUCAUGGCGCACCACCUCAACGUGCCCGUGUCCGAGGUCGCCGACCACGGCCCGGGUCUGGCCUUCGUGGCGUACCCGGAGGCACUCACCCUGCUCCCCAUCUCCCCGCUCUGGUCGCUGCUCUUCUUCUUCAUGCUCAUCCUCCUGGGGCUGGGGACUCAGUUCUGUUUACUGGAGACGUUGGUGACGGCCAUCGUGGAUGAGAUCGGCACCGACUGGAUCAUGCGGAAUAAGACCGUGGUCACGCUGGGUGUGGCUGUCGUCGGCUUCCUCCUGGGAGUGCCGCUAACAACGCAGGCGGGAAUCUACUGGCUCCUGCUGAUGGACAACUACGCCGCCAGCUUCCUGGUCAUCAUCUCCUGCAUCAUGUGCGUGUGCGUCAUGUACGUUUACGGUCACCGAAACUAUUUCAAAGAUGUGGAGAUGAUGCUGGGCUUUCCUCCCCCGCUCUUCUUCAAAGUCUGCUGGAGGUUCAUCUCCCCCGUCAUUAUCUCCUUCAUCCUGAUCUUCACCGUCAUCCAGUACAAGCCCAUCACUUACAACGACUACGUGUUCCCCGGCUGGUCCCUGGCCAUCGGCUUCUCCAUGGCUCUGUCCUCAGUGAUCUGCAUACCCAUCUACGCCCUCUACAAGAUCUCCAGGUCCCCGGGAGCCACGUUCAGAGAGCGGUUGAAGCACGCGUGCCAGCCACACCCGAAGUGGGGGCCGGCCCUGCGGGAGCACCGCACCGGCCGCUACGCCCCGCCGGCCCCCGGAGACACCGCGGAGGCUCGGCCCCUCAAGGAGAAGGAGGAGCUGAAAGAGGAGGAGGCGGCGGAGACGGAGAGGAAGGACGACAUCAGCCUCACCAUCCAGGGAAGCAACGGCUCCACCAACACGCACAACAACCCCAACCCCAGCGCGUAGACGGCCGCCCCCCAAGCCCCGUUCCGCCCACGCCCCCUCCACCUCCCCCGCCUUCGCUCCUCGCCCCGCUUUCCCACGGUCUUCUGUGGGGGAGAUCCCUUUUUUUUGCUGGAGACCUUUACAUAUUGUAAGGGCUUAUUAUAUCCAUCCUAACCUCUGCUGUCUAGCUGUCAUAUCUAUAGGCACAACAACAACAACAACAACAACAACAACAAAACAGGGCACAUAAACAAAAAACAAAAAACAAAACGAUUGGGUCAUGGUCCAAAUGAUUUGUUUGCGUGUGUGAGUGGGGACUUUUUAAUUUGUCGCACGUCAUGUAAUAAUGUUCUUCCUGUCUCAUCGUCACGCCGUCUCUCCCGACAUUUUGCUGCGAAAAUUGUCGUAAUUCCACAGCCAAAAAUGGAAUACAUUCUUUUUUUCCCCUCAAAAUUCUACACAAUACCCCGCGUCGAUUUGAAAAUGUAUUUUUUGUUUGUUUUUUUGCAAAUUUAUUAAAAUUAAAACAUCCUUUAAGUAGUCGCAGCCUUUGCUUAAUGUAAAGGGAAACAAUUUUUCCGUAAAAAAUUUUUUUUUUUUUUUUGCCAAAAUGCACCGGAAAGACUCUCAGAACAUGAGAAAACUAAAUUCUCCGGUCUGAUUGGGUGCGAAUGUUUGGAGGACACCGGCCAAAUGCCAUCCCCUACAUUGACACAUGGUGGUGGCGGCAUCAUGAUGCGGGGGAUGAUUUUCAGCAGGAUCGAGGGAAAGAUGAAUGCAGAGACAUCCGGCGUAAAAAACAGCACGUCUCAUCCAAACGGAAAUUUCUCAUCUUUAUGUCCGUCUCUCCCGACAUCUUGAAACCCUUCGGGCCCGUUUAGUGCAAAAAUAGAAAAUAAAUUCAUUUUUUCCCCUCAAAAUUCUACACACAAUACCCCGCGUCGAUUUGAAAAUGUAUUUUUGUUUGUUUUUUUGCAAAUUUAUUAAAAUUAAAACAUCCCUUAUACCGAGUGUUAGUAUCGCAGCCUUUGCUUAAUGUAAAGGGAAGCAAUUUUUCCGUAAAAAUUUAAAUUUUUUAGCCAAAAUGCACCGGAAAGACUCUCAGAACAUGAGAAAACAAAAUUCUCCGGUUUAAUUGGGUGCGAAUGUUUGAAGGAAACUGGCCUGGUGCCAUACCCUACAGUGACGCAUGGUGGUGGCGGAGAUGGUUUUCAGCAAGAUAGAGGGAAAGAUGAAUCCAGAGACAUCCGGCAUGAAAAACACACACGUCUCACUCAAACGGAAAUUUCUUCCGACAUCUUGAAACCCUUUGGGCCCGUUAAGUGUGAAAAUAGUCGUAAUUCUACAGCUCAAAAAUUGAAUAAAUUAUUCUUUUCCCUCAAAAUUCUUCACACAAUACCGGGCGCUGACGUGAAAAUUUAUUUUUUGGGGUUUUUUUUUUUUGCAAAUGUAUAAAAAUUAAAAAACACUAAGUAUCACAGCCUUUCCUCGGAGUAAAUAGCAGCAAUGUUUUCGUAAAAAAUAAAAUGUUGGCCAAAAUGCACCGGAAAAAAAAAGCAAAAAGCCAACGAAAUUCUCCGGUGUUAUUGGGUGCGAAUAUUUGGAGGAAACCGGCCCAGUGACGCAUGGUGGUGGCGGUAUCAUGAUGCGGGGAUGGUUUUUCAGCGGGAGCGAGGGAAAGAUGAAUGCAGAGACAUCCGGCAUGAAAAACAACAUGUCUCAUCCAAACGGAAAUCUCCUUGAAAAAAAUACUUGUCAACAACGUAUUGAAUAUUGUAUUUUUUUUUACAUUUCUAAUUCAUUUUCCAAAAAAUGACAAAAAUCUUUUCACACUGCCAAUAUGGUGGUAUUGUGUGUAGAAUUUUGAGGACAAAAAAAAAAAGAGCAUGUAUACAUUUGACAGUACAGUGUUAGUUUUUCCUACGUUCCUUCUUCAAAAGAACACCACACACACAAAAAAAAUAUAGCCCAUUUCUCAGGUUCCUCAUAAGUCCGAAAAGAGAUAAGGUAUUACCGAAAAAAUUCCAGACUAUAAGCAGCUUUUUUUUUUUUACGCUAAUUCGUGUUUUUUUCUUAGCUGACGUCCAUAAAAAAAAAAUUUCCCCAAAAAACAAAAACACUUAAACGGUGUGUUAUUGUCAACCGGCAGCCGUCCGUAACGUUUUUACGUUUUUUUUACAAUACAACUUAAACAAUGUGAACGUCCGUCGGGAGUGUUUUCAUGAAAAUAUUUGAUCGUAAUGUAAUGGAGCUAGCCUCGUUAGCUAAUUUGCCAACACGUUUACGAGCGUCAUGUGUUAGCUGACGACUUCUGUUUUGUUUGAUCGGCCGUUUUACUGCCUUGUCACGGGCACCGUUUGGAAACAAUUAAGUGAACGUUUACAUAAUCUCUCUUCGUAAAUAACUUAUAGUCCGAUGCGGCUAAUAGGUGGAAAAAAAAUAUUUUACUUUUUUUUUUUGUGGGUGUGCUCUAUAGUCCGGAGAAUACGGUAUCCGCUCGCUUCUGGUCCUGAACCGCCCCCUUUCCAGGGUUCUCCCUGGAAUGAGGCAAAAACCCAUACCAUACCUAAUGUAAAUGUGAAUUAAAAAGUGUUUCUCCAUUCCUUGUGAGUGCACUUUGGUCGAAUGUUCAAGGAUUUUGCCGUUAAACAGUAAAAAAAAAAAUACUAUCGUGAGUGUGAAAUGUCGUCGUUGUGCGGUUUUGUGCUAGCAACCUCCGGUUUUACCUCGAUUUUUGAAGGCGUUAUCGCAGAUGGAACGAGAUACGUCGGUUUUAGCGAGGUUUUGACCGUCUUGGGCAUUAAAGCCACGUAAUGAUAAAGUGCGGUGUUUACCUCGGAGAGUGCACCGUCACGGUGUUACCUUCCGUCAAACACACCAUCAGCGGCUUGACCCAUGCUCUCACGGGAAAAAGAAAAAAAACGUCGGCCGUUUGGAUAUCGUUUUAACAUCCCGUUCUGAUUCAUAGUGGUGUAACACGACGAUACGGUAAAGUCGCUUCACUGAAAUUUUUUGGACGAUUUAUUUCUUUAAUUCGGUCGACGUCUUUGGGCGCCACAUGAUUCGAGUCUUGGGGGUAAGAAUGGAUUCUCAAUUCAAAAUCAAUGCUUUUUUUUUUUUUUUUUUUAAUUCCAUCGGGUAUUACAUUCCUCCCCAAAAAAAUAAUUAAACAGCGCUGAUACAUUUUUAUUUUACUAUUAAAAUUUUUUUAUUUUAUUUCAUAAAAUACAAAUUAGGACACAGGAAAAGUAUCCCACACUUCUGUACACACACACACAUACAUAAACAAAUAAAUAUAUAUACAUAUAUAUACAGGUCAGGAAAAAACACAGCGGCUAAUUCAUCCCUACAACCCUGUUAGGCAGGUUUCCCUGCUCUUCAGGGGAUUUUAUUUUCAGGAAAAACAAAACACAGAGGCUAUUUCAUGCCGACAAGCCUGUCUCGCAGGUUUCCCUGCUUUUCAGGGGCAUUUUUUUCAUUAUAAAUAAUAACAAUAAAAUCGAAAUCCCCUGAAGAGCAGGGACACCAGCGAAACAGGCUUGUCGGGAUGAAAUAGCCUCUGAUUUUUUUCUCCUGAAAACUGAAAAACACCCCUGAUCGCAGGUUUCCCUGCUAUAUAAGGAAGAUUUUUUUUAAUAUAAAAAAUAACAAUAAAAUCAAAUCCCCUGAAGAGCAGGCACACCAGCGAAACAGGCUUGUCGGGAGGAAAUAGCCGCUGUGUUUGUUUUUUCCCCCUAAAAACUAAAAAAACACCCCUGUUUCGCAGGUUUCCCUGCUCUUCAGGAGGAUUUUUUUAUAUAAAUAAUAAUAAAAUCAAAACCCCUGAAGAGCAGUGACACCAGCGAAACAGGCUUGUCGGGAAGGAAAUAACCUCUGUGUUUGUUUUUCCCCCUGAAAAACACACCUGUUUCGCAGGUUUCCCUGCUCUUCAUGAGGAUUUUUUAAAAUAUAAAUAAUAACAAUAAAAUCAAAUCCCUUGAAGAGCAGGGACACCAGCAAAACAGGCUUGUCGGGAGCAAAUAGCCUCUGUGUUUGUUUUUUCACCCUGAAAAACACACCUGUUUUGCAGUUUUCCCUGCUCUUCAUGAGGAUUUUACAAAUGAUAAAAAUAAAAUAAAAUCCCCUGCUUUUCAGGGGAUUUGAAACAGGCUUAUCAGGAUUAUCUGUGUAUUUUCCCCUGAAAAAUACACCUGUUUUGCAGGUUUCCCUGCUCUUCAUGGGGACUUACAAAUAAUAACAAUAAAAUCAAAUCUCCAGAGGAGCAGGGACACCUACGAAACAGGCUUGUCGGGAUGAAAUAGCCUCUGUGUUUUUUUUCCUCCUGAAAAACACACCUUUUUCAACGGUUUCCCUGCUCUUCGUGGGGAUUUUCUAAAAAAUAACAAUCAAAUCAAAUCCCCUGAAGAGUAGGGACACCUACUAAAAAGGCUUGUUGGGAUGAAAUAGCCUUUGUAUUUUCACCCCCUGAAAAACACACCUGUUUCGCAGGUUUCCCUGCUCUUCGUGGGGAUUUUUAUAAAAAAUAAUCAAAUCAAAUACCCUAAAGAGCAGGGGCAACUAAAAAAACAGGCUUGUCUGGAUGAAAGAGCCUUUGUGUGUUUUUUCCUGAAAAACACACCUGUUUCCCAGGUUUCCCUGCUCUUCAUGGGGAUUUCACAAAUAAUAACAAUAGAAUCAAAAUCCCCUGAAGAGCAAGAACACCUAAAAAACAGGCUUGUCGGGAUGAAAUAGCCUCUGUGUUUCCCCCCCCUGAAAAACACACCUGUUUCGCAGGUUUCGCUGCUCUUCGUGUGGAUUUUUUAUAAAAAAAUAAUCAAAUCAAAUCCCCUGAAGAGCAGGGGCACCAAAAAACAGGCUUGUCGGGAUGAAAUAGCCUUUGUUUUUCCCUCCCUGAAAAGCACACCUGUUUCGCAGGUUUCGCUACCCUUAGUGGGGAUUUUACAAACAAUAACAAUAAUAUCAAAUCCCGUGAAGAGCAGGGGAUUUGAAACAGGCUUGUCGGGAUCAUAAAUAUAUAUAUAUUUAUAUAUUUUUUUUAAUCAAUGUGUUUUUUUUAUCAAUUACGAACCUUUACAAGUAACCAUUCAAAAAAGUGAUUUUUUUUUUAACCUCUCCAAUUUUAGCUACAAGCUAAUGCUAGCAGGGAAAACCGGAUGUUUUUUUGGGGGGGGGGGGGAAUCUUACGAGGGUUCACUGUGACAUUUGCUACGCUAACUCCAAGCGCGAGACUGCCCUUAUCUAAAAAAAAUUUAAAAAAAAACCCAGCUGGGACCACUCUUAAGUGCUAUUUUAAGAACCAAUAACAUAAUGGGAGGAGCUCAAAGAGCCAGAUGAGGCGUUCAGGAACCGUCCGAGCGGUGGGACCCAGGACACGCGGGGCCUGGGAACGCCUCAGGAUCUCUCAGUUUUUUACCCGGAAUCGGCACUUAUGACGUCUCUCGUUUAAAAUCGGCGCUGGUGCUCUGCUUGAAAGCCUCCAAAUAUGCAAAGGCGGCCAAGUCCUGGUCAACAUGUGACAGUUUUUCCCUGGUUUUUGAAGAGCAGCACGAUUGAAAGAAGAAGAAGAAGAAGAAAUCAUCACCCGGUCAAUCAAUAAGGUGUGCAGCCAGUGUGUGGAUCUAAGCUGCAGUUGCGCCUGUGCGCCACCAGAGGGAGCCAUUGGACACUCAGGGUAGUAGCGGCACCACAACACUGUCUAACAGUCAUAACACCCUUCUUACGCCUCGCCAAGUCUUUUUCUUUUAGUGGGUCUUCCUGUCGCCAAACCAGGUCUUUUUUUUUUUUUUUUUUUUAGUCUUUUUAGGUGUUUUGCAGCCGUCAUGAGUAAUAAACUAGCUCUGUAUAUCC
This is a messenger RNA of Nerophis ophidion (straightnose pipefish), 7966 nucleotides long. RefSeq names its product solute carrier family 6 member 9 (gene slc6a9). Gene Ontology annotation, cellular component: plasma membrane. Lineage: Eukaryota; Metazoa; Chordata; Actinopteri; Syngnathiformes; Syngnathidae. The record is from RefSeq and is a predicted model, not a curated record. Gene Ontology annotation, biological process: neurotransmitter transport; glycine import across plasma membrane; sodium ion transmembrane transport. Gene Ontology annotation, molecular function: glycine:sodium symporter activity.